Molecule: messenger RNA, 1478 nt
Organism: Formica exsecta
Lineage: Eukaryota; Metazoa; Arthropoda; Insecta; Hymenoptera; Formicidae
Exons: 5
Coding region: 74-1084 (336 amino acids)
Source: RefSeq, a predicted model, not a curated record
UUACGAAAUCGGUCGAACGAUCAGUCGUUUGAAAUUCUUCGUUGGUGUGUGUCAUCUAGAACUGUCGUCCAGAAUGAGUGUGCUACGUUUCGCUGAAGAUUUCUCGCAAUUAGUUAUGCGUUACAUGAAACAUUUACCAUUAAUCAACAAUAAACCACAAAAUGUUAUCGUGCCCUUGACCAAUGAACAAAUAACGUUUACCGUACAUCACGUGCUUCGCGCACUUGGGGUAAAGGACAGUGAGAAUGACAAUGACAAUGACGAUGACUCUAUGACAAAUUUUAUGACAUCAAAUAAGGAAAUCGAUACUUCACCAAUUCCCAUCACUUCGAAGAUCAAUGGCAUUGAAAACAAUGAGAAUGCAUCCGAGCCGGGUCAAGAUGGAUCUCAAUUUGCCGUAACGGAUUCUGGCUUUUCUCUUUCUGACAUGUCAUUAAAAACUAUUAAAAAAGAAGCGGAGAAUACUUUGAAUAUAUUGCAGAGCGAAAAGAAGUUUAUUUCACGAUCAAAUCCCAUGAUCUGCGCUAUUGGUAGAUCUGACACUUUUUGCAAAGAAGAUCAAAAAAUAAAUAAUGAUAUACAGGAAGACGUUUUCGAGAAUUCAUUAUCUAGUUCAUUAAGUGACAAUUUUAUGCAAUCAUUGGAAGAAAUACGAGAGUCUGCUGUAACCAUUACACUAAAGAUUGAUGACUUAAAAAAGCAAACAUCUCAACAAUUGACCAAACAACCACUUUCAAACGGUCUUCUUAAUUUUAAUCGUACAUCAACAAUAAUCAAGAAAGGACCCACCAAAAUUCGCAGAUCGCUGACAACUUUCUCUGGACCAUCAGUAUCUUCUAAAUUGCAUGUAGUGGAAAAAGAGGAUACUUUAGUGGACAGACGUAAAAGUACUGGUGGAAUGGCGUACAAUAUAACUCCCAAAAAAUUAGGAUCUACAAAAAUGGAUUAUUCGAUUUCAAAGUUAAAUGGAUUUUGUAACAAGGUAUCACCAGGUUCGAUCCCGAAACUAACGAAAAAUCCGAAAUACGCCCAUGUGAAAAGUACUAUACCAAAGCCAAUCUCUAUAACUAAGAAAAAGCCGUAAUAAUUAUAGUAAAAUUGCCAGAAUAAUGUAUAAAAUUUUGAUAAUUACUCUUGCUAGUUAGAUUUAUCACAGACUUGAAAAUAUUUUAUUUUAUACUUAAAAAAAAACAUAUUGCUCGAUUAAUAUAGUUAAUAUUUUUGUUACAUAUAAUUAAUGUUUUUAUAAAUUACACGAAUUUAUCACAUUUAAAUUUCGCAUAAAUAUAUAGUACUAGUUUGUAAACAAAGUCGUUAAGCAUAGAUACGGUGACUCAUACGUGAUAUAUCAGAUGUGACUAUACGCUCGGAAAUAUUAUCUCGUUUUCUGCCGCUUAUCGAAAAAAUAUCUUAUAUAUUCUAAACGUUUAAACGCAACGAUCAUACGGAAAUCAACGCAAUAAAGAUUGUUAACCUGA